AUGCGGUCCUUGACGCUCAUUUCUCAUCAGAUUCGCUCCAGAUGCACCACAAGGGCCUCACCGCGUCUGCCCUCUCGCGCCCGCCUGCAUACGCCAGGCAGGCUUGUCUCAGAAACACCCACGCCCGCCGCGGCCGCCAGCCCGUUGAAUUCGAGAUGGCUGUCGGAUCUACAGGCACGGAUCCGACGGAUUGCUUCGGUUGAGUCUCGCUCGGGGAAGCAUGAGGAGGCGAGGCAGCUGCUGCGGCUCACGGAGACGCAGUGGCUCGGUUUUCUCGCGGGGCGCGAUGGCUUCCUGACGGGUGAGGGGUGGAGGGGUCUUGACCGGCAUCAGGUGAAUUGGGGUGACAUGGAUUCAAUGCCUAUGGCGUACCCCGACCAAGUCACCGUGGUCUACAAGCUCGCCGAGAGGCCGACUUAUGCGUCCGACCACCUCAAACUCGACGCCCUGCUUCUUUCUGAACAGCACCGCCGGGUCGCGGCGCGGUGCAUCGAAGAGGUCACCAUCUAUGACUACAGGGCUGCCAAGAAGGCCGUGCUGCCGCCGCACAUGGUGGACCGGCUUGCUGAGACGUAUGAGCUGCAGGAGGAGGCGAGGAGAGAGUUUGACGAGAGGGCGAACGGCGUAUUCAAGGCCAUACAGGAGAUUGAGGCAAAAGAAUAG
Verticillium alfalfae VaMs.102 is the source of this 663-nucleotide messenger RNA. RefSeq lists its product as hypothetical. The transcript is spliced from 3 exons. The record is from RefSeq and is a predicted model, not a curated record. The coding region runs from base 1 to 663 and encodes 220 amino acids. Lineage: Eukaryota; Fungi; Ascomycota; Sordariomycetes; Glomerellales; Plectosphaerellaceae.